This is a messenger RNA of Paramuricea clavata, 489 nucleotides long. The record is from the annotation of a GenBank genome assembly. NCBI's taxonomy places the organism in Eukaryota, Metazoa, Cnidaria, Anthozoa, Malacalcyonacea, Plexauridae.
AUGACGUCAGAGAAUGGUGUUGGUGUGACGGUGAUUGGACAUGACAGUGAAUCAAGAACACUUGUGAAUGGAUUUAAAGAUGCAGGUUCUUACAGAAGAGGGAUUGAAUAUAAUAUUUCCAUGGAGCAGAUUGUCGCCAUUAUAAAGCAAUCCAAGAAUUGUGAGCAGUUUAUAAAAUAUGAAUGUUACCAUACCGUUUUAUUGUACACUGCUACACCUUUUGGUUGGUGGGUAUCACGUCAAGGUUCACCGAUGGAUUACUGGGGUGGAGCGGCAGUCAACAGUGGAAAAUGUGCAUGUGGAAUGACCAACAGCUGUGCAAGUGGAGGGAAAUGUAAUUGUGACGCGAAUGACCGGACAUGGCGUGAAGACAGUGGAUAUCUGACUGACAAGAACACACUGCCUGUUACUGAGCUGAGAUUUGGAGAUACCGGUAACGCUAUUGAGAAAGGAUACUACACACUGGGAAAAUUGCGAUGUUGGAGUUAG